Aspergillus costaricaensis CBS 115574 is the source of this 1380-nucleotide messenger RNA. RefSeq names its product FAD-dependent oxidoreductase. The transcript is spliced from 4 exons. Gene Ontology annotation, molecular function: FAD binding. The record is from RefSeq and is a predicted model, not a curated record. NCBI's taxonomy places the organism in Eukaryota, Fungi, Ascomycota, Eurotiomycetes, Eurotiales, Aspergillaceae. Bases 1 to 1380 code for a protein of 459 amino acids.
AUGACCGCUUCUCAAUUUACGGUCAUAAUUGUGGGAGGGGGGAUUGCCGGUCUCACUCUAGCUCAUUGCCUCCGACGAGUGAAUAUCAACCACAUCGUACUCGAGAAACGCAGCAACAUAUGCCCGCAGGAGGGUGCAUCAAUCGGGAUACUUCCCAACGGGAGUAGAAUAUUAAGUCAACUGUCCCUAUUCGAACAUAUUGAGCCCCUUAUCGAACCCCUCUAUCGAGCACACAUCACCUUUCCAGAUGGAUUCUCGUUCUCAAGUACAUUUCCGAAGUUUCUCCAUGACCAAUUCGGUUACCCCCUUGCGUUCUUCGACCGCCAAAAGCUUCUCGAAAUCAUGCACACUCAAUACCCGGAUCAAUCAAAGAUCCUCACAAACCAACGAGUUGCCGCAAUUCGUCCAGUAGGAAGCCGCGUCAACGUGAUAACCGAAACCGGUGUGACGUAUACGGGUGACUUAGUGGUAGGCGCCGAUGGCGUCCAUAGCAAGGUGCGCUCAGAGAUGUGGAGGAUAGCAGAUACGGUCCGGCCUGGGUUAGUUACCGAGCGUGAGAAGAGUAGUAUGACAACCGAAUACUGCUGUAUAUUUGGCAUAUCAUCCUGCGUACCAGGACUGGAAGUGGCAGAUCAAGUCAAUGCGUUUCAUGACAACCUCACCUUUAUUAUCCUCGUUGGGAAGAAUAAGCGUGCUUUUUGGUUCGUCUUGAAAAAGAUGGAUCAAAGAUACACUUAUCCCGACAACCCCCGCUUCAGUGCGGAGUACACGGCGCAAACCUGUGAGAAACUGGCUCAUCUCCACCUGACGAAAGAUCUUACCUUCCGUCAGGUAUGGGACACCCGAGUGCUUGCUGCUAUGACGCCGUUAGAGGAAAACAUCUUCCAGACCUGGUACCUUAACCGCAUUGUUUGUAUUGGCGAUAGUGUUCAUAAGAUGACACCCAACAUUGGACAAGGAGCCAAUAUGGCAAUGGAAGAUACAGUAGUCCUGGCAAAUUGUCUGCACGCAGCUCUACUCCGGACAAGACGACAGAGACUCUCGGAUACGGAAGUGCAGGUACUCCUUCAGGAGUUCUAUUCCAAACGCUAUAGCCGUGCUAAGAGCAUCUAUACCGCUUCACGAUAUAUGACUCGUUUCCAAGCACGAGAUGGGUGUCUGAAUAGGGUGCUUGGGCGAUAUAUCGUUCCUCUUCUGGCGGAUGUUCCGGCACGCGUAGGAACCACGACUAUUCGGGGUAGUCCCGCAAUCAAUUUUCUACCGUUGCCAGAAAGGGACGGGCCUGGAUGGAAGAUGAACAAGACUAGUGUAGGGUAUCAUCAUGCCAUGUUGUUCACACUUUUGCUGGCGGUUGCUAUUUACUGGUACCGGGGUGUAUGA